UUUUGCAAAUUCGAGGCGUCAGUUCUCAAGGAACAUGGGUGCGAAAUGGACUCGAGUUAAUAAAAGUGUUCAAAUGCCGAAUAAAGUAAAUAGAGGGAUGAUAAUUACCCUUUGUCGAGUCUCGUUUAAUUGAAUCAUUACGAUUUCUCGAAAAUAUUGUUAAGGCGUCGUAGGAAAUUAAAUUUUAAUAAUAACGAAAUUGAGAGUCGUGUGGCGUGUACAUAUUUUACUCUUUUCGACGACGAAAUUAAUUUUGUUGGGUGAUAUUUUCAAAUAAAUUGUAAAAAUGGGAGUCUCAUCCCACCGCCGCGAUCGUCACCUCUGCACACUUAUACUUGUGUCCAUCUGGGGGUUAUCAUCCGCCGUAAUUUUGCCCACUUAUCUCGGUACCGUUUCUCUCAAGGGAAGUUUGGGCCUCGGACUUCGACCCCGAGAAAAAGGUGAACACGGGGGUCCCGUUCUCUCGACGCAUUUCGGCAAAGGGUUCAAUCACGCAUCUCACAGUGGGAGUGGGGGUGGUGGUGGAUUGCCCUCGUCGUCUCCCAUUUUGAAGCCAAAACCUGGCACUUUCGUGCACAGUUGUUGCAAAGGAAAGUUGAAGCUGUUCGGCCAGAAUAUCUUUGGGUAUGGGUCCUUCAAAGGGCAGUACACCAAUGGAAAAACUGGAGGUGGAGGUGGUGGUGGUGGGUCAUACUCACCUGGCAAGGUCAACAAUUACCACCAGCUCCACAACGGACAAGACUCUUCCGGAGGAAGUGGUGGGGGUGGAGGGGUUGGUGUAGUUUCAAAUAAUCUUAUUGGUCAUGGUCACAAUAAUGACGGGGACGAUCAGGGUGACCACGACCAUCCCAUCAAGUUCAAGAGUUACACUGCUGGGAGCUACAAGGGGGGAAGGAAGUAUCCUAAACCGGUCGGAGUCUCGUCGAACGAGGGGGACGAAGGUUAUCACAAGUUCGGUGGGUAUAACAAGUACAAGGGAGGAUUUCCGAGUUAUGAGGGGGGAAAUGAUGACCCUCCCUUUUGGGGGAGUGGGAACAAAGGAAGCGGAAACAAGGGAGGAAAACCUAUCGUGAUUGAUGGGUCUGGAAAUAAUCAUCAUAAUGAGGAAGAAUAUAAUACUUAUCAACACGGACCACCACCCACUUCGUCGCAUGACAGUUAUCCACCACCUUCGUCGCACGACAGUUAUCCACCACCACCUCAAAGUAGCAGCGGUGGCAAGGACGGACCACCAAGUUAUCAUUACGACGAGGAUAACAACAACGAUAAUGGUGGUGGUAGUGGUGGUUAUCAUCCAUCAUCUCCCUUCAUCCCACCCCAAUUUACGCAACUAUCUAGCAGUGGUGGAGAAGGAGGAGGUUAUCAUAAUCACCCCUCCUCAUCGUACAGCAAUUCGGUUUACGAUGAUGACGAUAAGCCACAAUCAUCACCAUCUUCUUCCUCUUAUCCGACCCCUCCAUCAGCGUCAUCAAGCUACAAAAAGAAUCAGGCGUACGACACGCCAUCAUCCUCAUCCUAUUUCACUGGGAAAGAUUACCUGUCAAUAAAUCGACGCCCUUCUAGCGGGAAUUAUAGGUCACCUCCUCCUCCCAUCGAAGUUAUCGACCACCACCACCCUUACCCAUCCUCCGGUCCGUCGGAAAACCGCUUCUUAAAUGACGCCCCUCCUCCCAACCGUGGCGAAAACACAAAUUAUCCAACUUUCCCAUCAUCUCCGCCAUCAUAUCUUCCUAAAAAUUCCCCAUCGCUACGAAACUUGGGGUUCACCACGGCCCCACAAUUUCGCCCAUUUCCUAAAAUGGAUCACCACCCCCUUGCCAUGAUUCCCAUAGCGGAUCAGAGCUUAUGGAUGCCAGUUACUGGUCCUCGUUUAGACGACCCUUCCCCCUCCCCAGCACCACCACCACUAUUUAAACCGCUGAAACAGCUCAAGAAGGACGUCAAGUACCGGGUCUACGAGUACGGAAAGAAUGAAGUGAUCGUCAUCGACGGUGGGUUACAAGCCCAUGAAAAAGACAUGGUUCGUGCCCACGUUUAUGCGAAGGAUGGAGGAAAAUUGUUGAGAACGAUUGAAAUCAAGGAUGCUGUUGACAAUGAGAAAACCGUGGCAAGUUCGAGGUCGGAUGUCACAUCACUUUUAGAUGAUGAUGACGACAUGCCUCUGAUUUUGCAACUUCCGUCGACCCCGACAGCCCCCACGAGCAUGGCGACGAGUGCGAGCACCACACCCACGACGACUACCACCACUACAACGACGUCCACGACGACGACCCCUCCCCCGACGACGACACUCGUCGUCACAAGUAAUGAUAACUCCACAGAGCUUCCCAAUAAUUCAGUAUAAUUAAUUAAAUAUACUCAAUUAAAUCAGCAAUUUUUUUAUAUUUUUAGCAGUAAUAUUUUGUUAUUUUCCAGUUUUGUUUGUUAAUUUGUUUUGGUCCUUGUUGCUUAUUUUAUAAACUAAAUAAGAGAGUUGUAUUAAAAUUAGGUGAUAAUUUUGCUGUCUAUGAAUCUGCACAAAUUAAAUGCAAUUUUAAUAAUAAAUCCUUUGUUUUUAAAAUAAUACCCUUUUUCUUAGUGAGGCAAAAUACUUAUUAAUAGGAAAGUUGUCUUAUUACGUGUGGUGUAAAGAGAAAUACGGUAAACAUCACAUCUGUCAUUCUUCUUAAAAAAAGCAUAUGUCAAUAAUAAUUCGAAAACCCGUACUCUCAAAACAAUCUGUCAUCGCAUUUGUACUUAUGUGGUUAAGUUUCUUCUUCUUCUUGAUUAAACAAUUCCUUUGUCUUGUCCACACA
Messenger RNA from Folsomia candida, 2795 nucleotides. RefSeq lists its product as uncharacterized. The record is from RefSeq and is a predicted model, not a curated record. The coding region runs from base 287 to 2344 and encodes 685 amino acids. The transcript is spliced from 2 exons. Lineage: Eukaryota; Metazoa; Arthropoda; Collembola; Entomobryomorpha; Isotomidae.